AUGCUCUCUUUCCUCCUCAUCCCGCUUCUAUCCUCCCUCGCACCUCUUUCUCAUGCUCGACAGAUAACAGUCAAAAACUCUUGCUCCUCCACCAUCUGGCCCGGUAUGCAUACCGGCGCCGGGGAGAUUCCUGCUCAAGCAACCGGAUGGGAACUUGCCGCUGGUGACUCAACCAUCUUCCAAGUGCCUGAGAACUGGCAGGCUGGUAGAAUCUGGGGGAGGACGGAGUGUGUCAUCCAGGAUGGCAAGUUUCAGUGUCUGACAGGGCAGUGCGGGUCGGGUGAGGGAGGGAAUGUGACUUGCGAGAAUUCCGAUCAGCCUCCUGCUACGCUCGCCGAGUUUACUUUGCAGCCGGAUUCCGAAGACAACUUUGACAUCUCCCUUGUGGACGGCUUCAACAUCCCUCUCAACAUCAUCCCUUCCAUUGAGUCUUGUCCUCAGCCGCAAUGUCAAGUGAAUCUCAACCUGCUUUGCCCGGCAAUGUUGAGGACAGCUUUGGAUAUGAACGGCGUCAACCUCGGUUGUUUGACGGCUUGUAAUGCUGGUCUUGGGCAAGAAAUGUAUGGCAAUCGAGCUUGCUGCACAGGUUCAUACGCCGAUCCCGAUCUUUGCCAGGCCUGCGGCGUCGACUACUACUCCCUCUUCAAAGACAACUGCAACACCUCCUACGCCUACGCCUACGACGAGAAAUCCAAAACGGCCCUCUGGACAUGCGCCAACUCGCCCGACUAUAUCGUCGAAUUCUGCCCCGCCGGCUCCGACUAUGUCGGCGCCAAGACUCCCUCGGACGCGUAUGCCAAUGCCACUGCGACUUGUUCUAGCUUGGCUUCGACGGGUCUCUCGACCUUCUCUGUGGGGCCGAGUCCGACGGGGGCGGUGUCGAGUGGGACGUUGAGUGUGGUAGCGACUGUGGCAACUGGGGUGGACGGAGCUGCGGCUAUUCAGGUUGGAGCGACGGAGAGUGUGGAGGGUGCUUCUUCCGCUGUCGUCGAUGCUGCUUCUGGUACAGCAGCUGCAGCGACGGCGACAGCUGGAGUGUCUGCUGAAACGGGCAUCGUCGCUUCGUCUGCCGCCGCUCCGGUCCAGAGCUCUAUCCCUGAGGCUGCCGCCACCUCUGCUGCCGUCGAGUCCGCUGGUGUAGUCGCUUCCUCCGUUGGUGUAGUUGCUUCCUCAGCUGGUGCAGUGGAGCCAUCCUCAGUCGUCUCACAAGCCGUCUCCCCCGCAUCUGUAGCAAGUGCGUCAGUGACUACUGGAGCUGCAGCGGCAGCAUCAAGCGAAGAGGUCACUUCUGCCGCCGGUUUGCGCGUACAGAACCUCGCAGAAGGAACCGAUACUGUCACUACCCCAACGUCCACCGUUAUCGUCACCCAAUACGUCACUGUUCAAGGAGAAGACCCUUCCUCCAGCGAAGGUAUUGCGGCCGUCCAAGCCGCCACUUCCGGUGGUAUCUCAUCUGCUGCGGCUUCAGCCGACUCGGAUACCGAAGUCUUUACCGUCGUUGAUGGCUCGACUCUUGUUCAGGUCGUGGACCAUUCUGCUACUACCGCCUCUGGUACCGGUGGGGAUGGAGUGGUCGCAGUGGAAGCUUCUCAGACAGGAGGUGUUGCAGGAAACUCGGGCGCCAAGUGGGGAGAGGGGAGCUGGUUGAGCGCGGUACCCAGUGGGCAUGAGCAACAGAGAAAGAGGCGUUCCAAGAAGCACGGUCAUUAG
Messenger RNA from Cryptococcus wingfieldii CBS 7118, 1710 nucleotides. Its product is annotated as thaumatin family protein. The coding region runs from base 1 to 1710 and encodes 569 amino acids. The transcript is spliced from 4 exons. Gene Ontology annotation, cellular component: extracellular region. Gene Ontology annotation, biological process: defense response. The record is from RefSeq and is a predicted model, not a curated record. NCBI's taxonomy places the organism in Eukaryota, Fungi, Basidiomycota, Tremellomycetes, Tremellales, Cryptococcaceae.